UCCCUAGGGUUUUGCAACAGUUGUUAGGACAACCUUCCCAGCCCAUCUUAUAUCCCGGUUUCUUCUACACAUUGAACUCAGUGAAAGACAAUAGUCUCCUGGUGCCAUUUUCCAAAAGCCUCUUGUGCUUUUAGAUUCUGCUGACUGGAAGAGGAAGCCAACCACAAUAGACAAGGCACUCAUCACCUGCUUCCUUGAAAGCAUCACCACCACUAUUUUUCUUCACCACUCCCAGUUUUCUUUCUUGCCGCCAAGCUGGAGUCACUUAAACGCUGGAAUGAGGAGAGGAUGGUCUGGUGUGAGAAAGGUGUCCAGAUCCUGCUCACCACUGUGGGGGCCUUUGCAGCCUUUGGCCUCAUGAUCAUCGCCAUUGGCACAGAUUACUGGCUGUAUGCCCGUGCCUUCAUCUGCAAUACCACCAACAUAUCUACCGAGGAAACCCCCCAGAAAGACAAGAAGGAUCCUGGAGGGCUCACCCAUUCAGGCCUCUGGAGGAUAUGCUGCUUAGAAGGGCUAAAGCGAGGGGUGUGCGUGAAAAUCAACCAUUUUCCAGAGGACACAGACUACGAUCACGACAGCGCGGAAUACCUCCUACGUGUGGUACGAGCCUCAAGCAUCUUCCCCAUUCUAAGUGCAAUCUUGCUAUUGCUGGGAGGGUUCUGCGUGGCUGCCAGCCGUGUCUACAAGUCCAAGCGUAACAUCAUCCUAGGUGCCGGCAUCCUAUUUGUUGCUGCAGGCCUCAGUAACAUCAUCGGUGUCAUCGUCUACAUCUCAGCCAAUGCCGGAGACCCUGGCACAAAACGCGACGACGAGAAGAAGAGCUACUACUCCUACGGCUGGUCCUUUUAUUUUGGUGGCCUUUCCUUCAUCCUGGCCGAGAUGAUUGGGGUCCUGGCCGUCAACAUAUACAUUGAGAAGAACCGGGAAGCCCAUUGCAAGAGCCGCACGGAGCUACUGAAAAACCCAUCUUCCUCGUCGUCGGCUAUCUUGCGCCUGCCCAGCUACCGUUUCCGAUACCGCCGCCGGUCACGCUCCAGCUCCCGCUCCACCGAGCCAUCGCAGUCUCGGGAAACCUCACCGGUGGGCCUCAAAGGCUUCCCUUCCACUGACAUCUCCAUGUACACACUAUCGAGGGACCCCUCCAAAGCCAACGUCAGUUCGCUCUACGGCGGUGCCAGUGAAACGGCAUCGACGGGCGCGGCUGCGCCGGGCGCAACUGGCAGUGGCGGUGGGUUCUUGCAGCUGCACAACACUUUCCCCAAGGACCCUGGUGUCACCGUCACAGUGACUGGGCCUGGUGUAGCAGGGGCAACUGGCACCCUGGGCAAAGACGCCUCCUCCAACACCAACACGCUCAACAGGAAGACAACGCCAGUGUAG
Molecule: messenger RNA, 1380 nt
Organism: Zootoca vivipara (common lizard)
Lineage: Eukaryota; Metazoa; Chordata; Lepidosauria; Squamata; Lacertidae
Gene: CACNG8
Product: calcium voltage-gated channel auxiliary subunit gamma 8
Biological process (GO): regulation of AMPA receptor activity; positive regulation of synaptic transmission, glutamatergic; postsynaptic neurotransmitter receptor diffusion trapping
Cellular component (GO): postsynaptic density membrane; AMPA glutamate receptor complex
Molecular function (GO): channel regulator activity; voltage-gated calcium channel activity
Source: RefSeq, a predicted model, not a curated record